AUGGACACGGAAAAAGUGAAGACGAUUAGUCGUGGUAGACAUGCUUUGAAUAUGGCUUUGCAAAAACAAGACGAUGAAACGAAACACGUUACAUUCUGUACAGAUAAUUGCACGGCCCAGAAUAAGAAUUGGGUUCUAUUUACUGCUUGUAUAAUUCUUGUUAAUGAGGACUGGAGUCCUGAAAGCAUCACAUUUGAAUACUUCCAACCUGGACAUAGCUUCAUGAAACCAGAUUCAAUACAUGGCCAAAUCGGAAAGAAAUGGAAAAGGACUUCAGAAGUCUUGGACUAUGGAGAUUUGAAGAGGUUUACAAAAUCCUCGAAUAAAUUGAAUACGAUAAUAAGUUUACGCGCUCGAAACUUCAAAUUAUUUACCAGUGGGUGCACUCAACGGAACAAAAGUUCCUCAAUACCAAAGCUGAAGGAUAGAAAAUGUGUGCAAUUCAGAAAAGGAUCAAGAAAAAUGUUUUUCAAACAAGAAUUGGAAGAUGAUGAAUUCUCAGAAGCAUCGAUCCUGAAACCGAAAUUCAUAUUGGAGUUACCAGAAACGGUGAGGUCUGACAGAGGAAUUAAUACCAAAAAGGAGGAUAUCAUUGUGAGAGAUCUAUUACCGCACAUGACUCCCAGGAAGCGGAUAUUUUGGAUGAAUUUACCAAGUUUUGAUGACCUAUAG
Molecule: messenger RNA, 672 nt
Organism: Phaedon cochleariae (mustard beetle)
Lineage: Eukaryota; Metazoa; Arthropoda; Insecta; Coleoptera; Chrysomelidae
Source: the annotation of a GenBank genome assembly